AUGGCUUCUGCCAGCUGUCUGCUGACUGAAGAUCAGUUCCUGUGCUCCAUCUGUCUGGAUGUGUUCACUGAUCCAGUCACUACACCAUGUGGACACAACUUCUGUAAAAACUGCAUCACUGAAUACUGGAAUAUCAAUGUUCAGUGUCGGUGUCCGAACUGUAAAAAGGUGUUCUUCACAAAACCUGAGCUGCAGGUGAACACUUUCAUCUCUGAGAUGGCUGCCCAGUUCAGACAGUCAGCUCAACAGAAAGCCAGCAGCAGCAGCUCAGAGCAACAAGCUGCCAAACCAGGUGAAGUUCCCUGUGAUUUCUGUACUGGAACCAGACUGAAGGCCCUCAAGUCCUGUCUGGUGUGUCUGGCCUCCUACUGUGAGACUCACCUGGAGCCUCAUCUGAAAGUUUCAGGCCUGAAGACACAUCAGCUGAUCGACCCUGUGGAGAAGCUGGAUGGCAGGAUGUGUAUGAAGCACAAUCAACUCCUGCAAGUGUUCUGCAAAACCGAUCAGAUGUAUCUCUGCAUGCUUUGCACCAUUUUCGAUCACAAGACACAUGAUGUUGUUCCUCUGAAAGAAGAAUAUGAAGGAAAGAAGGCAGAGCUGGGGAAGACAGAGGCUGAAGUUCAGCAGAUGAUCCAGAUGAGACAACUAAUGAUUUGGGAGAUCAAGCACUCAGUUGACCUCAGUAAGGAAGAUGCAGACAGAGAGAUAGUAGAAGGUGUUAAGGUCUUCACUGCUCUGAAGGAGUCUAUUGAGAGAAGCCAGGCUGAAUUCAUUGAGACAAUCAAAGAGAAGCAGAUAACUAAAGAGAAGCAGGCUGAAGACUUCAUCAAAGUACUGGAACAAGAAAUAUUUGAGUUGAUGAAGAGAAGUUCUGAACUGGAGCAGCUCUCACGCUCUGAGGACCACCUCCACCUCCUUCAAAGGUUCCCAUACCUCAAAGCUGCCCCACCCACCACUGAUUGGACAGACAUAAGCAUCCACCCAACAUCAUAUGAGGGAUCUCUGGUGAGAGCUGUGGCUCAGCUGGAGGAGACGAUCAUUAAACAGAUGAAGAAGCUGUUCGAGACUGAGCUGAAGAGGGUCAAGCGAUAUGAAGUGCAGGUGACACUUGAUCCUGAUAUUGUACAUCCCAAACCUGCUCAGUCUAAUGAUAAACAACAGGUAAAGCAGGGUCAUGAAUGCAGAUGUGUCUUAUCAAAGCAGGGUAUCUCUUCAGGGAGGUUUUACUUCCAGGUUCAGGUUAUCAGGUGGUCUACAUGGACUUUAGGAGUGGCCAGGAAGUUGAGCAACAUGAACAGAGAAACCGCUCUGAGCCCCAGAAAUGGCUACUGGACUAUAUGUUCGAUUUCAUCCAAUGAGUACUUUGGUGCUGCUGACCCUUCAGUCCUUCUCUCUCUGAAGCAGAAGCCUCAAUGGGUGGGGGUGUUUGUAGAUUUUGAUGAGGGUCUGGUCUCCUUUUAUGACGUUGAUAUUGCAGCUCUUAUCUGUUCCUUUACUGGCUGCUCCUUCACUGAGGAAGUUUAUCCAUUCUUCAGUACCUGUUCGAAUGAUGGAGUUACGAUCCACCUCCCUGAUAGCAUGUGUGUAUUACAGUGAGUAGAAACA
Molecule: messenger RNA, 1605 nt
Organism: Scomber japonicus (chub mackerel)
Lineage: Eukaryota; Metazoa; Chordata; Actinopteri; Scombriformes; Scombridae
Product: E3 ubiquitin-protein ligase TRIM11-like
Exons: 1
Coding region: 1-1596 (531 amino acids)
Molecular function (GO): zinc ion binding; protein binding
Source: RefSeq, a predicted model, not a curated record